CAAAGCUCGCGUGAUCGCAGAAGGCGCGCGCAAUUUUUGCUCAAAACCAGUUUGACCAUCUGCCCGGACAGGUCACAUCGUGCUCGUUUUCAUUUUCGUAGCCUUCAAAAGGCGGUUUUCCGUGAGUAUGAACUCCACCGACAGUCCGAACGUUCCGGCGGUCAUCGACCCGGCCCCGGCCGUCAGCGAGCCUACCUUGAUCGGUAUUUCACAACUUCAAGACCCCGGCGAUGUUUCUGCGGUGGCGUUUGAAACGGAGGAGGAACGCGAGUACCGGGAUGGCCUGGAGCGCGAUCGGUUAAAUCGGUUAGCGUUUCUGGAGACGCAGUUUUCGGUGUUUAACGAGUUUAUCAAGGAGCGACGCAACGGGGAGCCGAAGGCGCCUGCCAGGAAGCCGUUGGCCCCGUUGGAUGAGAACAAUAACAACGGCGGGAAGAAGCGGACCAGGCGGCACGUAAGCCGGAACAAGGAGGAGGCGGAGGUUGAGGCGUUGCCUUAUUUUACGGAGUCGCCGCCGUUUAUCAAGAACGGGGUGAUGAGGCCGUACCAGGUUCAGGGCUUGAACUGGCUGAUUUCGUUGUACGAGCGGGGAAUCAACGGGAUUUUGGCGGACGAGAUGGGCCUGGGAAAGACGCUGCAGAGCAUUUCGAUUCUGGGCUAUUUGAAGAAUCACAAGAACAUUAAAGGGAAGCACAUUGUGAUUGUUCCGCUGACGACGAUCGACAACUGGAUGCGGGAGUUUGCGCGUUUUCUGCCGGAAUUGCGCAUCCUGCGAGGUCACUGCUACAAGCCGGACAAGAAAGCGUUCUUCGAAAAUCUUGCCUCGAACAAGUGGGACGUGGUCGUUACGAAUUACGACUUUUUCGUAUCGUCGUUUAACAAGUUCAAACAGAUCAACUAUCAGUACGUGAUUCUGGACGAGGCUCAGCGCAGCAAGAACGAGCAUACCCGGCUGGCGCGGUUCAUGCGACAGCUCACUCACCGGAACAUGCUGUUUCUCACCGGAACGCCCAUCAACAACAACCUUCACGAGUUGUGGGCGUUGCUGAACUUGCUGCUGCCGGAGUUCUUCCAGAACGCGGACGAUUUCGACUCGUGGUUCAAGAUGGAAGACUGCAUCGAUCCGAACCACGAGCGGGCCGUCAGGCUGAAAUCGAUCCUGGAACCGAUCAUGCUGCGCCGGAUCAAGGCCGACGUCGAGGCUGGCUUGCUGCCCAAGAUGAAGACAACGCUUUUUAUGCCGCAAACGCGCACUCAACGGUACUGGUCCAAGCGGGUACUCUGCCGGGACGUUCCGCUGCUCAAAGGAGACGGGACCUACGUCGGCAUGACAAUGGGCAUGCUGUUUGUGUACCUGCGAGAGAUCACCAUCCAUCCGUACAUGAUUCCGCCGGCAGACCCGGACUCCAACUCGCUCGGUCAACACCUGGUCGACUCGUGCUCUCGGAUGAUCGUUCUGGACAAGCUGCUGACCAGGCUGAAGGCACGUGGCUCACGCGUGCUGCUUUUCUCUCAGUUUGUCCUGAUGCUCAACAUCCUCGAGGACUAUCUCGUCUGGAAGGGUUACAAGUACUCACGACUCACCGGCACGACCCCGCAGGAAACGCGUCAAAAGAUGAUCGACGAGUUCAACUCCCCCGGGUCGGAAACGUUCAUCUUCAUGAUCACAACGCGUUCCGGCGGACUCGGCAUCAACCUGCCCACCGCCGACACCGUCAUCUUCUACGACCUGGACUGGAACCCCCAGGCGGACUUUCAAGCCGAGGACCGCGCCCACCGAAUCGGUCAGCUCAAGCAGGUUCACGUGUUCCGCUUUGUCAUCCUGGGCACGGUCGACGAAGCCGUGUACGGCCACUCCCAGCGCAAAACCCAACUCGACAAAGCGAUCGUCAAGAAGAGUCUCGGUGAUGCCGACACCCAGCACGCGGUCGAAUACCACCGGCAGCAGCUCGAGUCCGGCCAAAACAUGGACCCGACGGCCGUCGACGGCAAGCUCGAUGAAAUCUUCGCCCAAAUUGACGGCGGCGAACGCAGCGCAGCACUCGGCAAUCUCUGCCAGGAGAUUCACCUGAAGGCGCUCCGCAAGCGAACGCUGUCCGAGGACGAAGCGCUCGAGGCGAUCAAACCACCGGCGAAGAAGCCGAAACCGGAGCUGGAUCUCACCAGCGGCUAUCGCUACAGACCGCGCCGGGCCAAGAAGGUCUGGGUGCCGAAGCAGGACACGGACGUGGUGGUAAAGCUGGGCAAGAGCGAUACCGCCGACAGUAUUCCGGUGCCGGAGCCGACCAACAGCGACAAGGACUGGCAGCCGGAAGUUUAGGACAAAGUCCGUUCAGUAUUACUAUGAUUUGAGUUACCUGAUGAUUGUUCAAGUUUUCUUUUUAUUCGUGUUCCAUGUUUCAAAAUACUCAUGUGUUCUGUUACGCUUCUGUUUGUAACGUUCGAUUUUACCGGUGUCGAAGGUCACCGUCAAGC
This is a messenger RNA of Culex pipiens pallens (northern house mosquito), 2475 nucleotides long. RefSeq names its product SWI/SNF-related matrix-associated actin-dependent regulator of chromatin subfamily A member 5-like. The record is from RefSeq and is a predicted model, not a curated record. NCBI's taxonomy places the organism in Eukaryota, Metazoa, Arthropoda, Insecta, Diptera, Culicidae. The transcript is spliced from 4 exons. Gene Ontology annotation, molecular function: ATP-dependent chromatin remodeler activity; ATP binding; DNA binding. Bases 128 to 2320 code for a protein of 730 amino acids. Gene Ontology annotation, cellular component: nucleus.